AAUAACGGCACACUCUGAUAUUUAUGGAGGCGAUCCCCGCAUUUAUCGGCACCGCAUCCGCGUCUCCGCCUGUGAUGCACGUACAUGAAUGAACGCGUUUGGAAGCGGACGCGGUGAACGGCGCUUUGGGGCCGACGAAACCAAGCGGUCCACCAUUGUUUGCGUAGAAAUAAGAAUGGCCUGGAUGUGGAAGAGGAAGUCGUUGAUCGCCACCAGUCUGAUCGUGGCAGUUUCGCUCUUCGUGGUUGUGGUGAACUACUCGGAGAAGCCCUACUUCCUCCUGCAGCCUGUUUUCGGUCAGACGUUCAGCGGCCACUGGAUGUUCUCCAAGCAGCCGUACAAGGCCUUCAAGCCUCACCUGGGCUACGUCAGCAUCCCCAGGCAGGAGCCCCUGAAGCUGCACUGUGAGCUCUGCAGCAUUGUGUCCAGCUCGGGCCAGAUGUUGGGGCAGGCUGCCGGCCCACAGAUCGAUCGUUCUCCCUGCAUCUGGCGGAUGAACAAUGCACCAACUCGGGGAUUUGAGCGUGACGUGGGCCGACGAACCACGCUGAGGGUCGUCUCCCACACCAGCGUCCCCCUGCUGCUGCAGAAGCCCCAGUACUUCUUUGGGCAGGGCAACGACACCAUCUAUGUCGUGUGGGGGCCGCUGCGAAACAUGAGGAAGGAUGGGAAGGGCAUCGUGUACAACAUGCUGCGACAGGCUGCGGAGAACUACCCUCAUGCACGCAUCUACGUCACCACAGAGGACAGGAUGAACUACUGCGACAUGGUCUUCAAGAAGGAGACGGGAAAAGACAGGAUCCAGUCCGGCUCCUACCUCAGCACCGGCUGGUUCACCCUCAUCCUCGCCAUGGACAUGUGCAAAGAGAUCCAUAUCUACGGCAUGAUAAAUGACACCUACUGCAAGACAGAGGGUUACAGAAAGGUCCCCUACCACUACUACGAGGCUGGCAGCCGCGACGAGUGUGCAGAGUAUCUGCUCCAUGAGAGUGCCCCCUACGGUGGACAUCGCUUCAUCACGGAGAAGUCUGUGUUCGCCAAGUGGGCCAAGACUCACGCCAUCAAGUUCUUCAACCCGCCGUGGCAGCUGUCGUGACCCUGGCCGAACCAGCAUGGAAAUACCACACCGUCGUCGUCGUCGCCGUCAUCACUCAAGGACCCGCUGAAUAUCUACACAGACAGAAAGCGUGUUCCCUAACGUGCGCAAACAUCCGUUUCUGCACAAAUUCCACUCCGUAUCCAUAGAAAAAAAGUCGGUUUAGGGUUGUUUGUCAAGUCCUGGUUGGUUAGGGGUGUCGCCUCCAAAAUCCAGGCACUUGUUCAUUUGACAAUGGCCACUCAAUCAGACAAAGUCCAUUAAGGUUUGACCAACCCGGACAGCACAAGCGUAUCUCCUGCUCUUUGAAUAUUAAGUCGUCUUCUCCUGAAUCUGAAAGCUGAAGGAUGUGCGCAGCGCACUGCUCCGCACUGACCAGUCGAUCCAUUCGCUGCUCUGUGAGUUUAGCAAAGGAUGGCUCGAAGAUUAACUUUAAAAAAAAAAAAAAAAAAAAGAGAAAACAGAAGAAACAACCAUCCCUCAGCUUGCAGUGACCUCAGUAGCUCAGAUGUCUGCGGGCGCUGUACAUUGCAAAGGCUGAAUUUCAAUUUUUUACAGGAGUGUAGCUGAAGACGAGCUCAGCCGCCGCAGAGGCAAGUCACGUUGCCAUGGACGUCUGACGAGCUCGCCUGCUCUGUUUCCUCUGCGUGACUGUCUUCUGUCAGGCUGUAAUUAAUCUAUAACGAGUAUCAUUCAUGCCUUCAUCUCUGACUGAGGGGAGUAUCGAAGGCAGAUGCUCUGUCAGUUUCAAUUUUCUCUGCUCUGUUUAAAGACGCCUCGACAAACAAGGUCAUUUGAAAAAGCAAACACAGGCGAGCAAAAAACAGAUUUCAGUCCCACUAAACCAGAGGUGUAGAUGUAAAUCUGUUUUUUAUCGUUAUGCUUGGCUGUUAUUCUGUGUGUUGACUCACACAACUUAAAGAUGUCAACUUUUUUUCUUUUUUUCUUUUUUUUUAGUAAUGCUGUGAAAUUGAAUUAUAGGAGACAUGCUCUGGCGU
This is a messenger RNA of Xiphias gladius (swordfish), 2094 nucleotides long. RefSeq names its product ST6 (alpha-N-acetyl-neuraminyl-2,3-beta-galactosyl-1,3)-N-acetylgalactosaminide alpha-2,6-sialyltransferase 3 (gene st6galnac3). The transcript has 5 exons. Bases 89 to 1096 code for a protein of 335 amino acids. Gene Ontology annotation, biological process: oligosaccharide metabolic process; ganglioside biosynthetic process. The record is from RefSeq and is a predicted model, not a curated record. Gene Ontology annotation, molecular function: alpha-N-acetylgalactosaminide alpha-2,6-sialyltransferase activity. NCBI's taxonomy places the organism in Eukaryota, Metazoa, Chordata, Actinopteri, Istiophoriformes, Xiphiidae.